AUGCGAGCGCCGCCGCUGCUGCUGCUGCUGCUGAUGGCGGCCGCGGGCCUGGCCGAGAGUCCGCUCGCGCGCCUCAACCCCUGGCUGAGCGCGUGCGACCUGGAGGAGGAGACGGGCGGCGCGGCGGCGUGCGGCGCGUGCGGCGCGGGCACGGCGGGCACGGCGGGCGCGGCGGGCACGCUGGCGGGGCGCGACGUCGCCGCCGUGUGCGCGCUGCCGGGAGCCGCGCGCGCGCGCCGCCUGGCGCAGCUGCGGCUGCGGGCGUGCUGCGAGCGCUCGCCCGCCUCGGCGCUGGACCGCGCCGCGCGCGCGCACGUCACGGCGGGCGGAGCGCGCUGCGAGCGCACGCUGACGGACCUGCUGGCCCUCGACGACCUGGCGGCGCGCGUGCACUGCCACUUCGUGAGCAUCCUCGAGCGAUACGACUGCGACCAGCCCUACUCUGUACACACUUGUCACGAAUGCCAGGAGACGUAUCGACGCUGGGCGUGCAGCACGAUGGUACCGCUGUGGGUGGAGGAGGGGGUGGAGGAGAGCGAGGAAGGUGGAAGGUCACGUCGGGCACAGAGCGAGCACUCAGGCCGGGGGCACGCUCGUCACCUGGAGCGUGUGGGACACCUGGACCGGCGGCGAGCGGGUGGCGUGGUGGGUCGCUGGGUGAGAGCUGCGGCCGCGGGCCCUGGCCGGCCGCUGGUCAAGCUCAAGCCGUGUCUGUCCGUCUGUCAGCGCGUGGAACAACACUGCCCCUACUUCCUGCCCGCCGACCGCGCACCAGCCUAUCCCACGCAGUACGCCGGCGAGCCCACCUUCCUGUGUCUCGAUCCACGCAUACCAGAGACUGGUGCUCAAGCGAACAAGUCCAACUACGGGCCGGAUGACUGCUGUUACUGGCACUGCGAGGGCCGGCUGUGCCACCAGUGCGAGACCCGACUGACCGAGCAGCAGAGGCCGGAGGCGCAGCAGUGCGCGCCCGUAGUGGACCGUGCCGCGACAUGUUCCGUGCCGUACCAGGCGCCCGCUGUGGCAGCGACCCUCGGCCCCGCGCCGCUGCUCCUCGUGUCCACCAUCUUCAUUCUCAGCGUCACACGGACUCACUGGACGUCGUUUUUAGUGAAUGUGCGUGAAUCGAGGUUAUAGUUUUACGUUUCCGUGCGCGGCUGUAUCGUGCAACGCCAGCGCCGACCCACGCUGAGGACUACUAGUGAUGUACUUAUGAUAAUAAACUUCGCGCGAUGACGUUUGAGGCCCGGCCGCCGCCCGGCCGCGGACUUCGGUUUUAUAGACUAUAAGUUAAUGUUUGUGUCCGAAUGUUCAAUAAAUAAACGAAAUAACACCAAUAAUUAUUAUUGUUAACUAAGAUUUCUCAAAAUGUAUGCCGUUGCCGACGUUCCGGUCAGUGUACACGAUACAUUAUAAUAUAUUAUAUAUUUUUGUGUUGCUGUAUUCAUAUUUAAAUGGUUACUAUAUAGAUAUCAUUUUGCGAAAUCAGAAUGGGAUGGGAUCUUGUCAAAGUAAUUAAACAAUCACAUUUUUCGUGUGAAAAUCGUUAGCAGGAAUUUUAAGAACUAAAAUUGAUUAAACGGCAAAGUCUAUAGUGACAUUACGUCUACCUGUUCCCUCGUGAGGCUCGAUGACAGCUUGGCUUGCCGUCGUUAUAAAGACUAACAUCCCGACGUUAUAAAGAGCAUCCCAUUCAGAUUUACAUGUAUAAUGAAUGAUAAUUACUUGGCUGCUUAAAAAGAAUGGGCAUGUAUGAAAUUAAAUUACAACAGUAAAACAGAUAGCUAACAUGAUGCAUUUCAUAUAACAUCUGGCUAUUAGAUUACAAACGGCUUUGUAAUAUAUAUAUUUUUGUUAAUUUUCCAUAAAAACUAUUUCAUCCAUAUAAAGAGCAAAAACGAACGUUCAAUAAUAUUAUUAAAGAGAUACUCCAAGAACAACCGAAACAAGUGCUCCCUAUUUAUCAUAUAAUUUUAUUUUUAUUGGACGAUGCAGAUUUAAAGUAUGGGUUCCAAAUCAGUCCCCCUUUGUUAUAGCGAGUCCACUCCUUUGUUCUGCCGCUAAAUACCUACGCUAUGUCGACAUCUAGUCUUUAAUAAUAUGCCAGGGCAGUCACAAACACUUACUUUAAGAUGUUGAUACACUGUCAUGAGCGAACCGCGCGAUAGAACCGCAGAGCCCGCGGACAGCAUUGCGCGUCACUCUCACCCGUCGCUCCAUCUAGUGCCCGAUUUGACUCAGUACCUAAUUGUAUUUUUCUCCGGCUCCAUUUUAAUAUAAAUAAAGUAUUUUAAAAAAAACAUGUUUAAGUGUGCCCACUCUUUUUAAGGCUUCUUUUAUAGAAUGCAUUUACGAAAUUGGAUUUUGAAGUCGCACGGUUCUAACUAUUAUGUAAAGUCUUAGGUCAACUUGGAGUUGAUAAAUUGUUAAGAUUUGUUUUUUACUUAGUGGUAGGACGAGUUAGUAUUUGUGCGGCUUUAAAACAUGCUACGCGGCGCAACAGUUGGCGCUUACUAUUCUAAUAAUUAAAAUGAACAUCACAUCAGAGUCACAGUAGUAAUUAAGUUUUGAACGUUGAAAUUGUUUAAAUAUUUUGACAAUCGUUUUUUUGAGAAUUGGUUUUAGAAAAUUAUUUUUGUAAUACAUUAGUCUGUUGUGGCAUAGAAGAAUAGUGUGCGGACAAAAUAGAAUGUCAAGAUCAUUGAGAAUUAAAUCAACAUUCAGCGUUAUAGCUCUCACAAUUUGCUGUGAAUAAUAAUUGGUUCAUUAAUGACAAUCUUGGAGUCUCAGGGCGCCAAGGCUUGCUACUCUAUUUCUUUCACAACACAAACAUUUUUUUACAAUAAUAGCAAUUUGCAUAGAUGGUCAAUCAUGUCAAUAAAGGUUCAGUUUGCCAAAGGUGCUUAUCAAGAAGUAAUUGUUAUUCAAAGCAACAACAUAGAAUUGUAACAGGUAAUUGAUUAUCUACUACUUACUAAAGGUAACUUUUUGACUAAUCACUAUCUUAUUUUGUAUAUAAAUGGGAGAUAAUAAAUUAAUAUUCAGAUAUACAUUACUAUAUUGGCAAGUAAUGUCAUUACUUCCAUGCAAAUAAUGACUAUAGUAACUACUUUCAAACUAAGUUACUAAUUAAAAAAAAAAUCUAAAUCUAUCGGAAAAAAACUUACACAGAUGUGAAAAAUCAGCAAGGUGAAUUCAAGUGCGUUCACCAAGCGAGUCUUCCUCAGUCGACUCGAAAAGCCUUUACUCGAACCAUCCUUGCCUAUUUCGGAUAUUAUCCGAGUAUGACAACUCAUUCUUAUUCAAUUCACAUAAAAAUGAUAAAUAUGCAGAGCACGCUUAAAGAAACUUUCAUUUCAAUAAGCCCAUUUGAAUCAUUGUACUGUAUAAUACUAUUAUUUCCAUGAAUAAAAUUGAGUAUUGAUACAAAAAUUAAUGACAAAUAUUUUAGGAAUGAUGUAGAAACCUCUCACUUCUAUGACAGCAUAUUAUAAUGAAUGAUGUACAAACCCAUCACUUCUAUGACAGCAUAUUAUUAUGAAUGAUGUACAAACCUAUCACUUCUAUGACAGCAUAUUAUAAUGAAUGGUGUACAAACCUAUCACUUCUAUGACAGCAUAUUAUAAUGAAUGAUGUACAAACCUAUCACUUCUAUGACAGCAUAUUAUUAUGAAUGAUGUACAAACCUAUCACUUCUAUGACAGCAUAUUAUUAUGAAUGAUGUAGAAACCUAUCACUUCUAUGACAGCAUAUUAUUAUGAUUGAUGUAGAAACCUAUCACUUCUAUGACAGCAUAUUAUUAUGAAUGAUGUAGAAACCUAUCACAUCUAUGCCCAACAGACUCACGACGCCUACGACCGGUCUAUGUCUUAAUGUUCAAUAAAAUAAAACUUAGGAGUAAUUAAUUAUGGUAGUUGUCGUUUUGUAAGAAGUAAAUAAAAUUAUAUGACUUAUUCAUGUAAUGAAAUUGUAUGUAAUAAUAUAUCCGUCUUAUGAAAGUGUAAGUUAUCAAAAUGUACACGUGGUUGGUUGGCCAUAAUUUUUAUAAUAUGACGUUUGUUUUAUAUAUAUGAUGUAAAAUAUAUUGUGUCCUGUAUUAUGAUGGAUGACUAUCAGAUUUUGGUAUAGUCUUUUGGAAAUAACAGAGAUUGUUGGGUUUCCUGAUUUUUAAUGAAAUCGUUGAACAUUUAAUCAGUAAUCAGGCAAGUUAUAAUUGUAAAGACUUUAUCGAGAGGAAGUUUGUUGAGAGUGUCCUCGAGCGGGGAUCUAGUUGUUGUAUUCGAAUGAUAAAUGAUAAUAAUAUUAAGUAAGUUGUUUAUUACGUUUUUAUCACGUGCGAGAAUAACUCUUGCUCGGAUUGUUGUUUCCACUUAUCCUUCACCGAACACACACAAGGUGCUAAUUUCAUCCCGUAACUUGCCAAACAGUGAUGACUGCUUAUGUUUUGUAUUGUUAAAGUAGUAGACACAGAUUGUACUGAAACUUUAUAUAGAUGACUCUUUUAAUACUCAAGCCGCCAUUUUGUACUGUCGCGUCAGUGUGACAAACUACAGUACUAAAUAUAUUCGCAGUCAACGUACGACAACGUGUUGCUGUAAGCCGUGUCGUACCUACAUGUUUGUGUUACAAUAUGUCCGCGUCACUGUUUGGCCUAUCUACAAUGUAUUGCCAAUCAUUUUUUCAAAUGUUGGUGAUCAUUUUUCGCUUCUAGCGAACUAGCUUACUUCUAGCGUCUAUUACUGUACAUACUGUGGCCUAGUACUAUUAAUAUGAAGUUUGAUCUUACAUUAACAACAAAUUUCUUGUGUUUCAGUUUUAAAGUUGAGUAUGCAAAGUAGUACGACGCUAGCGUUACAGGUACACUUACACAGUACUCAGUACUCGCCUGUAUGUGAAGAAUAGUUGAAAAAACCUAGAGAAUAUGUGUCAGACCAAGCACAUGACCUGGUGGUGUUGACGACACUAUCUGUCAGUCACGAAUAUACGACGAGUCCGUCACGCGUCACGCUGACUCCUAUGCCUGUCAUUACCCUUAAAACUGGAAUACAUGAGCACUAAUGCGCUGGUGUGGGAAAUUAUUAAUAUAUCAUGUAUGGGUCACUAGGUCAAAUAAGACUAAAUAGUAUAAUCAACAGUCCUUAGCCGCUCGCGAUGGGAGAUAUAAAAGAAGAGUUUAAUGCUUAAGAAAACAUCACGGUAGUGAAAAUUGCAUUAAAGCGAGUACAAUAAUGCAAAAUUACGACUAUUUUUUUGUUCAAUAAGUAAAAACAAUUACAAUAUAUUAUAUACGUUUAUAAUUACUAUUGUGUAUGAAUUUUGGGCUGACUGAUCGUAAUCGAGUCAACAUUAUCCGAACGAUUGUUUCAUAGCCGAGCGUAACAGUUCGUUCUCAUUCAAUAUCACCAAAUCAUUUCAAAACAGUAAUUUGACAGUGUUGGUACUAAGUCACAGUAGUUACCAAGAUAAUUUCUUCUUUUAUAAUAUAAUCUUCAAAUAUGUCUAGGAUGUGAUUAUCGUCAUAUUAUUGAGGUGCAGAUAGUUAAUUGAUCGGAAUAGAUUUUGCUUGCAUUAAAUAAUUGAUAACCUAAUUAUGUACUUUAUCUAUUCACGUUUAGACACAGCGAGGUUCAACUUCACUCACUUAAGCAACAUAAGUAAUAAUAUUUUAAUAUCGCGAAUAGAAUACGAAUACAUUAUUUACUAAAAUUAUAAAAUGGUUCUAAAUAUUUCGUGCGUAUUUCCCGACACAUUACAUCCUAACUUAAAUUCAAAUGAUGCAUUUCAUGACAGUUAGUUUUCCAUCUAAUAAAUAUACUUAAUAUAUUAAUUACUUUACUAUAAUUACCGACCUUAACUGUAAGCCUUAUUGCAACACCAUAUUAUGGUAAAAUCGGUUUCAUAAAAACCACAUAACUAAGGUUACUCAUAUGUUUAUUAUCUUCUAAAACACACAUUUUUUUUUACAAAAAUAUUAGGAAUAGCAGUGUUACUCCAAACAAUUGUCUGUGAGAUGUAUAAUUUAUAAGAUAAGGUUUACGUGGGUAGCAUAGCCUUGUCAAUAAUUAACGAAAAUGGAAAACCUUAAAAACAAAUUCGAUCCCGUUAUUUCCCUUAUCAUAAAUAACUAAUUGUGUUUAAAUACGUCACCUUUAAGACCACGGUGCAUCGGAAUAAUUAACUAAAAAUAUUCCAUUGUAAUAAUUAAUACAAACUUAAUCUUUCUUUACCUUAUGAGACUAGUUUUAAUUAAAUGUUUUGAAAAAGGAUAUUGAUAUUGUAUGGAGCAACCCUUGCUAUACUUCGCUACGAAUUAUUAUCAAUUACUAAGCAAACAUUUCUGAAAUAAAACUCACUCAUAGUGCGUUCACUCUUCUAACAGUGAAAGCGUGUCAUAAAAAUUGAAAAAUUGCCGUUCAGUGUCUGACAUAAAGCAAUAGUCUUAACUCACAUUAUAAAGUUCUUAAAUACGCACAUAGCAUUAGGACUUUGAAUAAUAAUAAUUAAUGAAAUGAUAAUAACAUGGUCGUAACUUGUAAUCAAAAAGUGUCCCGUUUUAUAACUACCAACCUCCACUCUCCUGUUAAAUGUUAUCUAUCUUAUCUUGUAGGCUGUGGUGUCUUCUCCUCUCGUAUUAAAUGUUGUUAUAACUAAUAAUGGCUUAUCUCAACUUCUGCCAUCAGUCAUGUUCGCACAUUAUAGUAAUGUUCAGAACAUAGUUCUGUGUGAGUCAACCGUGAAACCCGACUCACGUGCCUCUGUCAGUAAAGGCACACACAUGGAUAUACCUUUUCCUUUCCACUUGAGAACAAAUAUACAACGUGGCCGAAGAAAUAUACUACUUAACCUAAAUCAUAAAAAAAGUAAUAAAGAAAUAAAAAUACAUAAUUCACCUAAAUAAUCCAAUUUUCCAAAACAUCAUUUCGGAACACCCUGUAAGUAAUCUAGUAGCCGCGAACUAGCGUAGGCACUGACACGUACUUAUUUCACACCGCGCCGUAGCCGUUAAUACUCGUAGGUGUAGCGGCCUACGGGUGAUUACUAUUUUGUUUUCUGAAUGUAUAAUUUCUUUGUUUGAAAAUUUUAAUUAUUUCUUUAAUUUUGCAAACUAUUUUUUAUGAUUACGAUUAAGUAUCUCUCACUCUACCAAUGGGCGCUUCUAGCGCCACCUUGUAUAACCAGGCGAACAUCAGUUAUAGCUUUCUAAAGCGGGUUCAAUUCUGUGCAUCAAUCCAUGCUCUGUGUUUCAAUCAAAUUAAUGAAAAAAUAGUUCAAAAGCGAAGCUAUUUGAUGAAAAGGACCCGAUUUUAUCUACAGAGACACAAAAAAUGGAAACUACAGAGCCCAAAGCUAUAGUUAAAUUUAUAAUAAAACGAAUUCAGUUUCACAUACGUUAUAUAGAAAACCGUUGAACACUUUUAGUUACAAUGUCUAUGCACUCUAAACCAAAAUAAUAGGGAUAAGUAAGAAAUUAAUAAGUUAUUGUAAUUAUUACAGUAACUUAUUAAUUUCUUACUACUUACGAUACCUUAAUUUAAAAAAAAAAUAUGUGCCCAAAAAAACAAAUUAGCUGUUGCAAGCAGGCUUUUACACAAAUUCUCUUAUUUUAAUUGUAAGGGACACUUAAAAUCCGUGGCUACUUCUACUAAUGCACACUGAGAAUCUAAUUAUAAGUUUUUUACUGACAUAAUAUAUUCAAUUUAUGCUAUAGGUAAUAAAGUAUUGAUUUUUUGAAAAGUCGAUAUAUAUCGUCGUUGUUUUUAGAAUUGAAAUAACUUUUGGUUUGUUUUCAUAAUGGAGUAGCCAUAUCUAUUCACAAUAAAAUAUUCAAGGCUGCUGGUACUAAUUCCAGCUUUUUACGAGACACAUCUAUAACAAAUUAAAAAAGAAAUACGGAGUAGUGAAAUGUAAUGUUUAGCCAAUGUCAUAAACUUACUCACUAAGAACGGGCCUUUUGAUUACAGCAUCAAAUAUGUGUUAUAUUAUUGAAUAUAAUGACCAUAGAUAACUACAAACAUAAAUAACGCCACUUACUUUAACCUUGUGUACUUAGGUAUAUGUAAAUUAUCAAGAUUUAGAGUUAGUGAAUGAAUUACUAGAACAUAAACUACUUAGUUGAAACACUUUCAAGCACUCGUUAAAACUCACACAUUGACCGUAUACUCCUAUUUGGAUAUUUAUUCUCUCUCUUUCUCUCUAUUUCUUACUUAUCAUCUCUAUUAGUCCAAUGUAUUAUAUUAUUAGAGUAGAGUAUUGAUGACCAAAAGAGGAUUCCGGUUCAAUUGUUGUUGUGAAGUAUUUGUAAUAGAUCUAUGGCGGAGACUUCGUCACAGUCUCCAAAUUGAACAACUGUUGAGUCAAAAAAAAACUGUACCAGAAAUCUCCUCUUCAUUACAAAUAGGGACACAAAGUAAGCAAUAAAAAGUUGAAAAUUUUCGUUGACAGAAGAUAGAUAUGACCGGCUGAGUAAAAAAUACAAAUACAGUAUUUCUCUCUAUAACGCGGUACAGUGAUAACUCGCGUUUAUAUGACGCGAUUUCAUAACGCUUUAUAACACGGGCAUUCAUAUAAUAUGUGGAUUUCUCACAUAUAUAUUCCUUUAUUGUGAAAUUAAAAUGAUUUGUACAGUUCAUAAUUAGCUUCGCGUACCUUUACACGUGUGUCAAUUGUGGUAUUACAAAAUUAAAUUUUUUGAUUAUUAAAAAAUAAUUAAAUCAUAACAAAAUAGUGAAACUAGGCAAACAAAUAUAAAUACUUGUUACGAAAGAUGAUUUAUUAUUAUAUUAACCAAAAUUGUAAAAACGCGUAAUAAGGCAAUAUCAAAUCGCACAUCGCGCUUUCCUAAACGCAGAACCAAUCCGCCGCGUUAUAGGGGGAUUACCUGUAUAUUGUCCUAGUAACGUUUUUAGGGACUUGUUUUUAUGUUUCAUUACAUUUUGAUAGCAUGUAAAAUAUGUUUUUAAUUAUAUGAAUGUAUGAUUUGUUGUACAUAAUAAUGUGUAAAUGUUUAACGCACAAAUAUUAUGAAAGAAUGGCUGAUAACAAUGUAUGUUUAUGUAUUAGCUGUAAGUAUUACUGGAAAUAGUAUAGGAAUACGAACUAGUUUUUUAGUGAAUGCUCUGUUCUGUUCGUGUCAUUUGUGUAUCGAAAGUUACUGAUUAUUAAAUUGGAAACUGUUCAGUAAUGAAAAAGUGGUGCCGCAACUUAUUUGAAAUCCCGCGUCAAAUUUAAAUGACUGUUUAGGCAUUUUAUAAAUUAAUAUCUACAGCCGAUAUGUCAUUUGAAUUUAAUGACUGUGAUACUUUCAUAGAUUGUUUCUGUACAAAAUGAGUCACAAUCUCAAGCUUUUUAAUUUUAACCAAAUUAUUUUUAACUUAUAAAUAAUUUAAUUUGAUGUGAUACGCACAAUAGUGAAAUGUCCUUUCGGGGUACACCUGCUGUAAUAAAUAAUAAUCAAUAUUUUAUUAUAAAAUAUUAUUACUUAAUUCAUAAAUUUUAAGGAAAAGGAAACUGAAAACAGACAUUUUCUUUACAAAAUGUGCUUUAAAAUAAUCACAACGUUAAGUGCAAUAAAUAAGUGAAGUAAAAUGAUCCAAGAACAACGAAUUCUAUUUUCUAUCAAAUGCUUAUCAUUAUUCAAACAAAGAAUUUAAAAUGUAUGUUUUAUACAAUCACAUUAAGUUUUAUAUUGUAACUAAGGGUGUUUGGGUGGACGCACCUAAUGAAUUUAUGCCAGAUUGACCUGAAGAAGCCGCGCGUAUAAAAAUCGUUAUCAUGUUUGCAUACAAUUGGGAGGAGAUUCCUUUAGGACUGCAUCGUAAUGCACCGCAUAUGACUAGUUAUAGUCCGGAAGAUUUUAUUGGUCAAUUUGAAGCGGACGCAGAGCCAACAACAUGCUCAUUGGCUCACAAGACGGUGUUUCAUUUGGAUUAACACGUGUCAUUCGACAAUUGGGUAUUUAGAACAUUCAUGAAACUCGUAACUCUUUGCUAUCUGUGCUCACGACAGGUGCCUGACAGGGAUGUACCAUUUAUACGUCACUUCAAGAAACAUUCAGAUUAAAGCUCAAAUUAGUUUUAAAUUUAACUGUUGUUAAUGGUUAGAACCGGUAUUUCCCAGUUAAUUUCGCGAGAGUCGAAACGAACCCAGCGUAUCUACCACAUGGUAGAAACUCGUCUAGCGGUGAAGAAUUAAUAUCAAUAGUUAAACAUUUUUCUGUCUAAUGAAGACAAGGAAAAUAGGCACCGUUCUUAACUCGUUUAUCCAACAAAACUUUAAUAAUGCACUUGGAGAAUAGUUGUAAAAGAUAAAACAAACGAUUAUUUCAAAGAUUUAGGUUAUCUUUUCGUUUUUUAGCCUUAACUCAAAUUCAAAUAUUUAUGUUAGGAUUUAAAAUCACUUAAAAAACCACCCAUUCGACAAAGUAUGCCUCAGACCUGAGACAAACAGAUUAUUAGCACCUUUAUGGAAUAUUUGAACGUCACAUUCAGUUCAUAUAUCGGGUUUCUCAUACAUAUACAUCACUUUACAUGUUCAACACUUGAUAGUUUUAAUUAUAAAGCAUUUCUAAUACUACAAAGACCUUCGUCGACGAUGCUGUGGGCAACUCACGUUCAAUAUUGAUUGACUAUAUCAAAGCUUUUGUAUUUGUCUCACCGACUUUUAUAUCAAUACUGGCUAAGGAGAAGCACACCAUAUGCUCGUCAUAUGACAGAAAAAAAUAUUUUUAAUGAUAAGUGAUGAAUAAUAAGAAAACAAUAGUAAUAAAUGGCCUUCCAUUUUGCAAUUGUUAUGUAAUUUUGUACGGUACGACUCGAUGUACCCCGUUGUCAAUAGAUGUCUUAUGAUUGAAUAGAUUAUAUAAUAAUUAAUAGGCCGUGACUAUAUACAAAGUACGAAAAUAGUUGUGGCAUAAUUAAUUCAUCUAGUACAAUACCAUCACCUACCUAUAUUUAUAAUAUAUAUAUAUAUAUGUACUUAUUAAGAAAAUAACAUCGAUAGUAAUUAAAGGAGCAUAAAAUAUAUGCUUAAUUAAAAACAAAUUCGCACUGUUUAAAAAAAUAUAAAUACCAUCUUUAAUCUCAGAAAGUUUUUGUAGAGCAUUUUAUAUAUUUGUGGCAAAUUUUUCAAUUUUCAGUCCCUUAGAGCUGAAAACUCCGUUCGAUGUAAAAUUUUAAGAUUACAAUUGUUUACGAUCCAAAAAAGAGGCGCAAUAGAAGGGAUAUUUAAAUAAUAUGUCGCGAAAGUUGUUUGUCUGAAACCCAAAGGUGUGUGGCCGACCUAAUAUCAGAUACGCAUUUGACGAUGAUAAGGCUAAGCGUACACUGAGGAGGACACUAGGUGACGCAGCACAGCACAGUACAGAUUGUGCAGGGCAGGGCAUAAGAGACAGACAUAAGCCACGAACGUAUGCUGCGGCACAACAAGAACUAUUUUGCGUCGUAUAAAGAAUAAACUUAUUCUAGCUGACGAGUAAAAUGCCUUAGCGACAUAUGCUGUUACAGUACGGGACACUUUUAUAAAUAAUUUAAUUACAAUAGGAACAGUUUCUUUGUGAGGCGGUUGCAAGAAGUCGCUUGUAGUUUUAUUUUCAACAUACAUAAUAUGAAAAACGUUUUAUUUCUCGGCAAUGAUCACAAACACACAACUGCAAAAUGUGCAAAGGUGCGCGAGAAAUGAUGCGCACCAAAAUCGUUACUAUCCCAUUUGAUGGGUAGGUUUUACUCUCCAUAUUUUCCUCAUACUGGGCGCCUUAUAUGAAAAUCGAUUCUUAAGGAGUAAACUCCAACAAAAUUCAGGAUAAGCAGUAAAAACAUGCACGCAUCGCGCAGAAAUCUGUGCCGGCCAUACAACGAGAUGCAGAGCAGAACAGACGCAUGUUUGCAUCGCAGCGUACGUAGCUCUUAGUACGUACAUAUGUUACAAAAUCUGCUCUGCCCUGUGCUGCGUGGACCUGCGUUGUCUGAGUCCGAUCCGUAUCCGUGUGUUCCAAGUACAAUAAGUGAUUUUUCAUUUAAUAUUUAAGUGCAUUACAAUCAGACUUUUCCGACACGAUUCUGCAACCAGCCACUCUCCAUUCACCGAACGUUAAACAUGGUCCUUCGAGCCGGAAAACUUGUCGCGGUUACCUUAGAGUAUAACAUAAUACUUUUAUGUUGUGAUUACAACACCGCGAAAACAUGGUCCGAAGUAGUCGUAGAACUAUUUCCAGUGUGGAUCUAGUGCGUAAACUGCCAUAGAAAUAGUUAUUCGUCUACUCCGGACUGUUUUGACACGGAUUCGGAUCGGACGUGGUGCGAAAGCGCUCUAACUGUCCGCACGCUUAAUUCCGUACUUACAAGAUGUCCUUGUUGCACUACAUAGUAAAGUGUUGUGUGAUCGUAAUAAUAUCUUUAAUUGUAUUUUUUACGUAUAAAUAAUAAGUCCUAUAAGGAUUCCUAUGAACAAUCUGUUUGUACGUUGAAAAAGGCGGAGACCAUUUCAUCCACGAUUUAUUUUAUUUGGAUUAAUGAGUAUUAAAAGGACUGCUGAGACCCCGAAAGUGCAAUUUUUUUGUCCACAACGCUUGAGAAAAAUGAAAUAGAUUAAAAUGUGACACAAGUAGUUAGUGCUUAGUGAAGUGGAAUUUGUAAGCUACGAGAGGAAAAAUAUAAAGGAAUUAAAGUUUAUUAACAGUUUGAUAUGUAAACCUUAAAACAUCAUGAAAUAUUGUUACUGUUUGUGAAUUUGUUUUAAUUUGUUGUACAAUAAACACAUUCUAAUUAUUACAUUUAUAAAAUAACUCUAUCGUCGAUGCGGGACACUUGUAUGAUUAAAUAAUAUAUUUCUAGAUCAUAUAAAUAUAUUGAGGCACUGAACCCUGAACUAUAAAUUAAGCAUAAAAACUAUAUAUUCGUUACCUACUCGUGAUUUUGACAGCCAGGUACAUGUUUAAUGUUUCACAAACAAACUUAAUUGCAAUUUUUUUACUGGUUUUCGUAAGCGAGUUCGUAUUGUAGUAAGCAGUUAAUUCGUUCGUAACGCGCCAGAGGAUUUAUCAAACAUGAAUGAUUUUCCAGUAAAUUUGUUAAAUACCGCCUCAGAGCUGGAUGUAUGUAUAUGAAAGAAAAUGUAGAGUUGUGCUUCAAUAUAUUGAUAUGAUCUAGGAUGUGGUAGGUGUUUCUCAAGUAGCUGUCUUGUAAUAAGUUGUUACGUCGGCCCCGCGCAGAACGUGCGUAGUAGCGAGCGGCCCGCACGGUAGACAUUGUUUAACACUCGUCAUAAUUAAUGAAGUUCGUAUUAAAGUAGAUGGAUUUUGAAAUUAAAUAUUAUUUGCAUUUUCCUAUAAGAGUUAGAUCGAGACAGUAGGUCAGGUGACCGAGUUAUGAAUCGUGGAGAGGUUUAUAAAAAAACUUUAUGAAAAUGAAAUAGAAUGGAGCGUCAUGUCGUGUGACCGUGUAAUUACUAACUUAAGAGAAAUUAUUGAAGGAACAGACAAAUGUUAAAUAAACCGAUUAAAACAUAA
Leptidea sinapis is the source of this 13501-nucleotide messenger RNA. RefSeq lists its product as uncharacterized. NCBI's taxonomy places the organism in Eukaryota, Metazoa, Arthropoda, Insecta, Lepidoptera, Pieridae. The transcript has 3 exons. The record is from RefSeq and is a predicted model, not a curated record. Bases 1 to 1137 code for a protein of 378 amino acids. Gene Ontology annotation, cellular component: plasma membrane. Gene Ontology annotation, biological process: calcium ion import across plasma membrane. Gene Ontology annotation, molecular function: stretch-activated, monoatomic cation-selective, calcium channel activity.